This is a messenger RNA of Cucurbita pepo subsp. pepo (vegetable marrow), 7122 nucleotides long. The record is from RefSeq and is a predicted model, not a curated record. NCBI's taxonomy places the organism in Eukaryota, Viridiplantae, Streptophyta, Magnoliopsida, Cucurbitales, Cucurbitaceae.
AGAAAAAAAAAGAAAAAAGGGUCGGAACGCUUUCCUUCUUUUCGUCUCUCUCUCUCUCUCUAGCUCUCAAUUUCUCUCUCCUCUGUUUGUUCGUCUUCAUCUCACUCUUGUGACAUCAGUUCUCACCGUUGAUUUUCGGAACCCUAAUUUUGAUGCUCGGACAAGCUCUUAUUCAGUCAAUUGGAUUUCUUGCUGAAUGCAGUUAGGGAUUUCUUGUUCUAUUUCUGUUUGAGGAGUUAUUGUUGCGGCUGCUUAUACUUUGUUGUUCGGUCGAGACUCACUGAAGGUUAGGGUUUUUGUUUGAAGCAGUAGAUGACUGCGAGACAAGGGAAUAGCUGAGAUCAAACGGGUUGGUUUUCAUCACCGGAUGGAGGGAGGUAGCGUCUCUACACUUACUUCUUCUGCAGAGAUAAACCCAUGGAUUAUGACGACAAUGACUUUCAAAGCCAGAAUCUUCAUUUAGCUGGUGAAGGAAGUGCCAAAUUUCCUCCUGUUCUUCGGCAAUAUGCUCUCCCAAAGUUUGAUUUUGAUGAUACCCUUCAAGGGCAUGUAAGAUUUGAUAGCUUGGUUGAACCUGAGGUCUUCUUAGGUAUUGAGAACAACGAAGAUAAUCAGUGGAUUGAAGAUUAUUCUCGUGGAAGUAGUGGAAUAGGGUUUAGUUCUUGUGCAGCAGAAUCUUGUUCUAUAUUGAGACGGAAAAAUGUUUGGUCUGAGGCCACUUCCUCUGAAUCUGUUGAAAUGUUAUUGAAAUCCGUUGGGCAGGAAGAUAUCAAUCUGGCACCAACAGUUACCGGGGAGUUAAAUGCUCGUGAAAAAUUGGAGUACUUAACAAAUCCAAUGGACCCUACUUUAAAAGAUGACGGUAGUAGUUUCUGUGAAAUGGGCGAUUUACCAGAUAUAAGUCUUGAGGAAUUUCAUGUUGUUAAUGAGGACAUAGGAGGGGAGCAACAACAGCUUCAAAGGAUUGAUCCUACUGAGUUUCAAGAGACUCAGACUGUUGAUAGAAGUUUAAGCAAGGUUGAUCCUGGUGUCGCUCAUGAACUUGUAGACGUGCCAGCAAGUGAGGGAAGUCCUGGUAUUGAUGAAAACAGUAAGCAAACAUGUCCAAGUACAACCGAUACUUCAGCUGCCAUAUCCUUGGAAGAUAAAGGGCAAGAUGGUUUUUCUGAUUCAGGAAAGCAUAUAAAUGAUUUGGUUACUUGCACGCAUGAAGGCAGUGAAAAGUUGAGCAACCAGAAGACUGAACAGAAAAUAAAAGAUCUAUGUGAGAAUCCAGUUAAUACAUAUAUUGAGAAUACUGACCAAGUGGUCAAUUCACUCGAGUUGAGUAAAGAUGACCAAAGCCCUCUUUUAUCACCCUCAGUUGCUACAGAAAGUUUGGUGAUCGAUUCUAGUAUUGCUAAUUUGCAGUCCCAUGCAAGUAUGACCUUGAAGGGGGAUUGUGUAUUCCAUUCAGGUUGUGGUGAGGUUACGUCGGAAGUUCCUGCUGAAAGUGGCAAGUUUGAUGAUAAGGUUUUGUGUACAAAUGUGGAGAUUGGGAAUCCGUCUGAAGCAAACAUGCAUGAGGUAUUACCUACGGUUGUUAAAGGUGAGGUUAGAUCUGAAGCGUGUGCAGGUGAGGGGAGAAACGUUAAUGCUGAAGUUUGUACCUUUCAAGGGCCUAAGAGUGAUUCAGUUGAGCAGAUGGCUUGUGCACAGGAAAUAAUUAUUGAAGAUCAGCAGCAUUUUCCCUCGGGCAUUGAGAUACAAACUAGUAAGUCUGAGUAUUCUGCAUCUGCUAUGGAGGAAAAUGAUGCCUCCAAGGUUGGUGAAAGCAUCAGUGGUCAUAUCAGAGAUAUUCCUGAUAAAUUGGGUACACUUCCCUCGGAAGACUUGUAUUCUGAAGGCCAUUUGCCACCUACCACUGUGGCUGAAUCAACACAAUUAUGUGAAGAUAAAAAAUUGUGUCAGCCUGGUAAUGUCCUUGCUGAGCACGCCAGUGAAAAGGAAGGAGGGAUGUUGUCGUCUGAUUCACCCACCACGGUGGCUGAAUCAACACAAUUAUGUGAAGAUAAUGAAUUGUGUCAGCCUGGUAAUGUCCGUGCUGAGCACGCCAGUGGAAAGGAAGGAGGGAUGUUGUCGUCUGAUUCUCUUAGUGUGGAUGACAAGAUUGCUGAGUCUCCUAUCGCAGAUAAGAGAAUCAUAUCCUUGUCUUUUCAAGAGAGUGGUGUAGAAAGUGGGACGAUAAAUACAAAAUUAGAGUACAGUGCUAAUGCCGGUGAUGAAUCAGCAUCGGUUUCUGCCUUUGACGACGUUACUGAGGCAGUAUGUGGCACAUCAGUGUCUACCUUUGAGGAUGUCAAUGUGAAAACAUGUGGCACAUUACAGGGUGACUCCUUACCUCCAGUUGAUGCUUUGACAGACAGAAAAGACGCGGAUGACAAAGAGGACCAGUUGCAGCCUGCUCUGGUGGAGUUUACCCAAUCCGAUAGCAAAGAAGAAAGUGGUGUGAUGAUUCCUGCUGAAGGAAGACCUCCUCUGUUGGAUACUUCUCAACCUGUGGCGCUAUUUCAUCCUAUUUCUCAAGCUGAAAAAUCCGCUCAUGUCAUUACUGGCCAGGGAUUAGGUGAAAGUAUUGAUCAAUCUAUUUCAAAGGAUUUGAACACUGAGGGCUGCAACACAGAAAGCCAAUCUACACCUCAAGCAGACGUUCCUACUAAUGUUAUCCAGGACUGCAGACAGGAAAUGGACGUUGAUCCAGCUUUUUCGAAGUCAACUGCAAAAGCAUGUGAUAACGGUGUUAAACAGUCAGAUGUAAAAGCUUUUCCGCUUGAUGCGUUGUCUUUAACUCCACUGCCAGGAGAAACACUCGAUAAUUAUCAGAAAGAUCAGGAAAGUACUAAAGUUGUUUCAGAAUCUGUGGGAAAUAAUUGUCAGCAGGCUAUUGCAGUGAGCACUGACAGUGAUGCUGGCAAAAAGGAAGGUGCAUUAUGCUCUGCAGCUUUUCCAGAAUCUCAUGAACCGACGUCUGUGAUGGGUAAUGGUAAUUCUACUGCUGAUAAGCCUCCUCCUAAUGUACCCGAUGUUGUCAAAACUACUGUGGUUGCUCUUGAUCCAGAUGAAAAAGAUUGCAAUAAGGGGCCAUUGAGUAAGAAUGUUGAAGCUGCAGAGCCCAAGGGUAGGCUGGUUGGCAAUGCAUCGUCUGGUUCCCAGUUACCCAAAGGAAAUGGUGCCUCUGAAAGUGAGACAGUUCUUACCUUUGAGUCCAGUUCAUUGGUAGAUCUGCCAAAAAAUGAUUCUGGCAUUGCAGUUGCAUCAGCAGCUAAUGCUUCUUCGGUCGUGGAGGGACCCCAAUCAUCUUCUGGCCGAUCCAAAUUGGAUGCCAAGAGUGCUCAGGGUAUUUCACACAGUAGCCCUCAGGUGUCUGAGGUAAAAGUUUCACGUGCUCGUUCCAAGGGCACUCCUGAGCGUAAACCUAGGCGUGCUUCGGUCGUAGGAUUGGGGAAAGCGUCGUCUACAAAGGGAAAUUUGAAGAAAUCGGAGAAAGUAGAGAAGUCUAACAGUACACCCAUAAGCAAUCCUGGAGUUUUCCAGCUUGCACUGUCCAAUGAGAUGCAACAUCAUGGACAUGUGGAGUCCGGUGGUGCAAAACCAUUUGUCUUUAUUGGUGCUUCGACUUCUAGCAUUCCAGACUUGAACAAUUCUGCCUCCCCAUCUACAAUGUUUCAACAGCCUUUCACAGACUUGCAGCAAGUUCAAUUGCGUGCUCAGAUUUUUGUUUAUGGAGCUUUGAUUCAAGGUACAGCACCAGAUGAGGCGUACAUGUUGUCUGCAUUUGGAGGAACUGAUGGUGGAACAAACCUUUGGGAGAAUGCCUGGCGCAUGUGUGUAGACAGGUUUCAUGGAAAAAAAUCUCAGCCAGAGACACCAUCGCAAUCACAAUCUGGUAGUAGGAGUACUGAGCAAGCAAAUAAACAAAGUACACUACAAAGUAAAACUAUAUCUGCUUCAGUUAGUCGAGUUAGCAGUAAGAGUACAUCAACAGUGAUAAAUCCUAUGAUCCCUCUUUCCUCACCACUCUGGAGUAUUUCCACACCUUCCAAUGCUCUGCAAUCUAGUAUUAUGCCUCGAAGUCCAGUCAUAGACUAUCCACAAGCACUUACUCCGUUGCAUCCAUAUCAGACUCCUCCUGUCAGGAAUUUUAUUGGUCAUAAUCUUUCAUGGUUUUCUCAGGCUCCAUUCCACAGUACCUGGGUUGCUACUCAGACUUCGACACCUGACUCCAGUGCACGAUUUUCUGGUUUGCCAAUUACUGAGCCAGUUCAUUUAACACCAUUGAAGGAAUCAUCUGUGCCACAAUCCUCUGCCGUGAAGCCCUCUGGUUCUAUGGUUCACGGUGGAACUCCUGGUAAUGUAUUUCCUGGGGCUGCCCCCCUGCUUGAGUUAAAAAAGGCAUCAGCAACCACGGGGCAAAAUUCCACUGAAUCAAAAAUGAGAAGAAGAAAGAAGACUACAGUUUCUGAGGAUCCUGGCCUUAUAACUAUGCAGGUUCAACCUCAUUUAAAACCAGUUUCAGCUGUAGUUACACCUGCAAUUUCUACUCUUGCAACAUCUCCAUCUGUACACCCUAAGGCAGUUUCUGAGAGUCUGAUUUUAUCUGCUCCUCCACUGUGUCCGAUUACUCACCCAAUGACUGCAGAUCAAGAUUUGACAGGGAGAGCUAUGUUUUCAGAGGAAACACUUGGCAAGGUUAGGGAGGCUAAGCAACUGGCUGAGGAUGCUGCACUGUUUGCAUCUGAAGCUGUUAAACACAGUGCAGAAAUGUGGAGUCAAUUGAACAGGCAGAAGAAUUCAGAAUUAGUAUCAGACGUAGAAGCUAAACUAGCUUCGGCAGCUGUUGCUAUAGCAGCAGCUGCUACUGUUGCAAGGGCUGCGGCGGCCGCCGCCAGUGUGGCAUCAAAUGCUGCAUUUCAAGCAAAGUUGAUUGCUGAUGAGGCAUUGACUUCAUCUAGCCAUGAGGUCUCCUGUCCAAGCAAUGAAAUUUCUGUUCAUACUAGUGCUGUUGGUGUAGGGAAGGCCACUCCAGCCUCCAUCUUGAGGGGCGAAGAUGGAGGAAAUGGUUCCAGUUCUGUUAUUGUUGCCGCAAGGGAGGCAGCUAGAAAGAGGGUUGAAGCUGCAUCUGCAGCUUCUAAGCAUGCUGAAAAUGUAGAUGCCAUUGUCAAAGCUGCCGAACUGGCAGCAGCAGCUGUGUCACAAGCUGGAAAGUUAGUUGCUAUGGGCGAUCCUCCUCCCUUGAGUAAGUUAGUGGAAGCUGGUCCAGAGGGUUACUGGAAAAGUCCUCAAGUAUCUUCUGAGGUGGUUAUGAGAUCAGACGAUGUUAAUGGAGGACGUUCCAAUUCAGCUAUUAAGCGUCAUAGAGAUGGAUCGUCAGGUAAGAAUGAAAUUCAGGUAAGUGCCAAUACCAAGUCAUCUAUUCCUGGAGAAAUUUCUAUGGGCGCUGUUGAGAACCAUCCCAGAUUGGUUGACGGCAUGACAAGUUGUGUAGCACCUCGUGAGAAGUCUCUGGGAGGACAGAAGGACCAAAUUGCUUCUGAUCUGACAAAAACCAUUGGUGUUGUUCCAGAAUCUGAAGUAGGAGAAAGAUCCUCCCAGGAUGAGUGUGAAAAGGCCAAGGAUUCAAGACAAAGUAGCAUCAGGGAAGGUUCCCAUGUUGAGGUUUUUAAGGAUGGGAAUGGAUUAAAAGCAUCUUGGUUCACAGCCGUUGUGCUGAGUUUGAAGGAAGGGCAAGCUUACGUGUCCUACACUGAACUUCAAUCUGAAGAAGGCCCAGGUGAACUAAAGGAGUGGGUUGCACUUGAUGGUCAAGGGGGUAUGGCGCCGAGAAUACGAAUUUCUCGUCCACUGACUACCUUGCAGAAUGAAGGAACAAGGAAGAGACGCCGUGCAGCUACUGGGGACUAUGUCUGGUCGGUUGGAGACAAAGUUGAUGCUUGGAUGCAGAAUAGCUGGCAUGAAGGAGUGGUCGUUGAGAAGGACACAAAAGAUGAAGCAACAUAUAUUGUCCGCUUUCCAGAUCGAGGUGAAACGUCCACUAUCAAAGCUUGGAAUCUCCGACCAUCUCUCAUAUGGAAAGAUGGGGAAUGGUUUGAGUUGUCUGGCUCAUAUGUAAAUGAUUAUUCUCAUGAGAUUGUUGUGCCUCAGGAAAAACGUAUGAAGUUGGGCAGUCCAGCUGUAGAGGUUAAAAGGAAGGAUAAAAUGCCAACGAUUGUGGAGGAUGUCGAAUCGGCGAAACCAGCGGACCAGAGUUCGCUUUUUUUAUCAGCAAAUGAGAAAGUAUUCAAUAUUGGUAGGAAUACUCAAACUGAGAACAGGUCUAAUCCAUUAAAAACCAGUUGGACUGGUCUACAGAAGGGCACAUCGAGAGUGGUUAUUGGUGUUCCCAAACCUGGAAAAAAGAGAAAAUUUAUGGAAGUGAGCAAACAUUAUGAUGCAGCCACUCGAACUACUAAAGCAAAUGAUUCGACUAAGUUGGCUAAGUAUUUGAUGCCGCAAGGAUCUACAUCCAAAGGAUUAAAAAGAACUUCAAAAUAUGAAACGAAGGAAAAAUCUGCAAACGCUGUUAAACCCAUGGCUGUGAAGUCCGGAAAGGAACCAAGUAUGUCAGAUCAUGCAGUUAUUACCAAGGAUUCUGAAAGCCAGAAUGAGAGCGCUUCGACGAAGAACAACCAAAUAGACGUUCCUUCUUUCUGCAGCACUGAAGAAGCACCAGAGGGCUCGGUUGUAUUUCCUCCAGCACACGCUUCCAAGAAAACAUCCUCAUUUCACACGAAGCUGGAACGAGCAAAUAAAGGAAAACUUGCUCCUGCAGUUGGGAAAUUGGCAAAAAUCGAGGAAAAAGAGGUUUUCAAUGGGAAUCCUACCAAACCGAAUUCUAAUGUUACUGAGCCACGGAGAUCCAACCGCCGUAUUCAGCCUACCUCAAGAUUAUUAGAGGGACUACAAAGCUCAUUGACAAUCUCGAAGAUUCCUUCUAUUUCACACGAUAAAGGUCAACGAAGCCAGAACAGGAAUGCAUCUAGAGGUAGGAACUGAUGUGUGCCUAAUUCACUUCGGAAUUUCGCCUCAAAUUUACGUUACAUCAUG